This is a messenger RNA of Penicillium lagena, 2106 nucleotides long. Its product is annotated as 6-phosphofructo-2-kinase PFK26. The record is from RefSeq and is a predicted model, not a curated record. NCBI's taxonomy places the organism in Eukaryota, Fungi, Ascomycota, Eurotiomycetes, Eurotiales, Aspergillaceae. Bases 1 to 2106 code for a protein of 701 amino acids. The transcript is spliced from 2 exons. Gene Ontology annotation, cellular component: cytosol. Gene Ontology annotation, biological process: fructose metabolic process; fructose 2,6-bisphosphate metabolic process. Gene Ontology annotation, molecular function: ATP binding; 6-phosphofructo-2-kinase activity.
AUGGCGCAGCAUUCCAACAUCGCACGGUCGGCCAUGACGUCGGCCACCUCUGAUCCUGACCAGAGGAGUAAUAAAAACCAGCGACCCUACGGUGUCAGCUCCAAUGGGCCUAGCCCGGGAAACGAUGGAACAAGCCUUAUGCCUCCGCCCAAGACUGUUGUCGGGCGAGCGCUAGGGAAUGACCUGCAUUCCGAUGCCCACAAAACACAGCUUGCGACCAAGGGCGGAGUCGGAGCCGCCCUGAGUGACACUCCGGUUUCUACCGCACCCCCGUCUCCACAGAUAUCGGGCCGGACUCAGCCUGGCACUCCCAGCCGCGUGCGAGCGACCACUCUUGAUAUCCCCGGCCUGACCAAGUCCAAGGUCUCUCCCGAUGGCCGGAUUGCCCAGCGCGAUGUCGGCGCGAAACUGGUCAUUGUUAUGGUCGGUUUGCCGGCACGAGGCAAAAGCUACAUCACCAAGAAGCUGGCCCGGUACCUGAACUGGCUUCAGCAUGAUACCGAAAUCUUCAACGUUGGGGAACGCCGCCGUGUUGCGGCCGGCAGGUCUCCCUCGCCUGCCAAGAUGAACCUUGGCCUGGAUAAGAGCCCCAAUGCCAUCCACAAGGAUUUGGUCGACUCCGUGCGGCGCUUGAGCGUCAGUGUGAACUCGGAGCCCGCGCUGUCCGAGAAUGAAGCGACGCUGCCGCCUCCCGUGGUUCCAGCCAAGAUCCUCGUGAAUGAUAAAGAACCCAGUUCUAUUUCUGAGCAUGGAAGCAUUGUUAUACCGUCUACCGAUGCCGGCCCAGCCAAAUCCGCCCAGCCGAAUGACAAGGCCGUGAGGGAAUCGUCUCCGGAACCUAUGGACCAGUCCGCCAGCUUUUUUGACCCGCAGAACGAACGUGCCGUCAAGCUGAGAGAGCAGGUCGCGCUGGACACUCUCGAUGAACUGCUCGACUACAUUCUAGAACAGGGCGGCAGUGUUGGCAUCCUGGAUGCGACCAACAGCACCAUGGAGCGACGCAAGGCCAUCGUUGAUCACAUUCGCGCAUGCGCGGGUCCUGAACUGGGCAUCCUGUUUCUAGAAAGCAGAUGUGUGGAUGAAGGCCUACUGGAGGCCAACAUGCGCCUGAAGCUCUCCGGACCGGACUACAAGGGCCAGGAUCCGUCCCAGGCGUUGGAGGAUUUCAAAAAGCGGGUGGCUCUCUACGAAAACUCCUAUGUUCCUCUGGGUGAAUACGAGGAGCAGCACGACAUGGCCUAUAUCCAGAUGAUCGACGUCGGCCGCAAGAUCGUUUCUCACCAGACCCACGGCUUCCUUUCCUCACAGGUCGUUUAUUACCUACUGAACUUCAAUCUCUCUCCCCGCCAGAUUUGGAUCACACGACAUGGCCAGAGUACGGACGACGAGGCGGGCCGCAUUGGUGGAGAUGCCGAUCUUAGCGACAAUGGUCGGCGGUACGGCAAGGCUUUGAAUCGCUUCAUUGAUCAUCAACGGCGCCAGUGGGAGAUAUACCAGCAACAGAAGAAUCUAUUGAAACAUUUCCCUCCGCGACCUGGCGACAGCACUCCGCCCAACCCGUCCUAUAUCCCGCGAGACCGGCCGCGCAAUUUCUGUGUGUGGUCGUCCAUGAUGCGGCGGUCUGUUCAGACGGUGGAGUAUUUCAACGAGGAAGACUAUGACGUUAAGGAGAUGAGAAUGCUGGAUGACAUUCACGCCGGGAAGAUGGAGGGCAUGACAUACGACGAGAUUCGACGUCAGUAUCCAGAGGAAUAUGCGCAUCGCAAACGGGAUAAGCUCUACUACCGGUACCCCGGACCGGGUGGUGAAGGAUAUCUGGACAUCAUCAAUCGGCUGCGCACGGUGAUCGUCGAGAUCGAGCGCACCACUGACCAUGUCCUUCUCGUCAGCCAUCGAUCGAUCUGCCGCGUGCUCCUGGCAUACUUCCGUGGUCUGAAGCGGGAAGAGGUUGCCGACCUCGAUGUCCCCUUGGGCAUGCUCUACAUGCUGGAGCCCAAGCCAUAUGGAGUGGAGUUCAAGGCAUACCGCUACAACCCUGACAGCGACUGGUUCGACUACCUUCCCGACUACGAACUGCACCAGGUCAGCGGUCGCCCGGCCUCGUAG